AUGGGGCGGAAGGGCAGCGCAAAUGGAACAUCGCGUGCAUCGGGACUAGUUAAUGGCCCUGACUUCUCUGAUGCUGUCAAAGAAAGUGAAACUGCUAUGUUUGGCCGGCCAAAGAAACUCAAAAAGGGAAGAAAUCGCCGUGAUCAGAGUUCGGACGAAGACACGGCUCCUCUUGCUGCCGCAAAAAGGCCCGCGGCGACAGUAUCAGAGGAGUUCGACGGUGCGACGGAAAAGUCGUUCAUCAAUCAAACGAGGUCGCAGAAGCGCAAACAAAAGAAAGAAAGGAAAGAUAUCGGAGGAAAGGGUCGAACUUUUCAUGGAUCAGACGACGAUGAUGUGCUCACCCUUGCGGCGCUGGCAAACAGUUCCGACGAGAUGUCCGAAGAAGACGAGAAAUCGCGCAACAAAAUCAACAAGAAGAGUAAACCUAAGAAACUAGGGCAGGUUAAGUUUGGUUUUGCUGCUCUCAUGGGUGCAGCCACGGACGAGGAUAAGAGCGAGAAUUCAGAUGGCGAUGGCGAGGUUGAUGUCUCCAGCGCUUCUUUCUCGGGUUUGAGCGACAAACGUGGAUCGGCUACAAAUUUCGCUGCUUUGCUCGACAACUCGGACGAUGAUGAGAAGAGUGCACACGAAGAAGCGACCCCGGCUAGGAAUCCGGCAACGGUCCUUGAGCCUGGGCUGAAACACGUAUCUGAGUUUUCCUCCGCUGACGAUGAACCCGCGCUUCUCAUCAAGAAGAAAAAGAAAAAGAAAGUCGAUCUGACUUUCCUCGUGGGGGCUGAGGGAAUAAGCGACUCCCCUCUUUUGAUCGCUGAAAUAAUUGACUGCAAUCAACACCCGAACGCAGAUAAACUGAUGGUAUGCACUCUCGAUUGGGGUGGCAAUGAGCCAGCACGAGUUGUGUGUGGUGCUCCGAAUGUUAAAAGCAAAUUGAAGGUCAUUUUUGCUCGUGUCGGUGUCAAAAUUCCUUCCACAGGAGAGGUGAUUACCAGGAGGCCACUAAAAGGUGUAAUGUCUGAGGGAAUGAUACUGUCUGCAGCGGAAAUGGGUUGGACAGAAAAUGCUAUCGGAGUUGUCGAGUGCCCAAGGAAAUCUGUUGUUGGCGAGCCUGCGCCCAGAGAUCCACCCCCGGAUCUAGCCAUGGCGGAUCCUGCGGCGAAAAAAAAAGGAAAAAAAGAAAAAAAAGAAAAAAAAGAAAAAAAAGAAAAAAAAGACAGUAUACCUCUUUGCUCCGUGACUGCAAAUGCAAAUGGGGGCAUCGUUUCUGACCGUGAAGAGGAUGAUAACUGUCCUGAGCCUGAGAUGGCAUGCGAAUCUGUCCGCCCACAGCCCUCAAUCGAAACAGACCAAAAGAAAAAGAAAAAGAAGCCUUCGGAUAAUAAUAGCACAGCUACAAUGAAACAUGAUGACGAUCUUGAUGCACUAUUUGCUGAGCUCGGUAUCGAAAGCAACAACAACCUUAAUGAGGGCCAUGGCGAGUCGAAGGCUGCCAGAAAGCGGCGCGAGAAAAAAGAAAGGGAAGCUGAAGCUGAUUCAACUUUUUCAGGAACGGACAUCCGUGAUGGCAAUCCUAAAGUGGCAAGCCAGGGGGACCUCGUCGGCUCAAAAUCUGACAGCGAGGGAGGCAUGUGGGAAAAACAGCUCGCGGAGCUUGAGGCAAGGCAGUCGCGCGGAGACCAGCUCACUGAUGCUGAAAAAAAUAAGUUGAAGAAGCUUAAGAAAAAAUCGAAGGAAAAGGAAAAAAAGGAAAGGAACAUCGCGAAUCUGAGCAACAGACCAAAAGUUUCCGCCGCAGUUCUCAAGAUGCAGGAGAACUUGCGUCUCCGCGACGAAGCCGCUGCUGCAGAUGCAGCAGCAGCUGCUGCUGAAGAAGCCAGGAUAAAAGCAGAGGAAGAGGCUGAAUCUAAGAGGAAAGCAGACGAGGAUGCAAAAAAAGCCGCGAAGAAGGAGAAGGAACGUUUGAAAAAGGAACAGCUCCGGGCCGAAGGAAAGUUGCUCUCUGCAAAACAGAAAGAGGAACAGAAGCGACUUGAGGCCAUGCGCGCACAACUGCUUGCAAACUCCAACAUUUCGUGUGCUCCAGAUCAUACCCCAACUAAAAGAUCGAUCAGUGAUGACAAGAAGAAGAAGAAGGCUAUGGCGGAGAAGAGGCGCCAAGAGGCAGAAGCCACCCGCCAAGCGGCAGAAACUGUGACAACGGUAGCCUCCAAGCACCAGGCAAAGACCUUUGAUGCAGAGGGCGUUGUGAUUGCAGAGGAAUCGGACGAAGCUGAGGAUGAUUGGGAUGCAGUUGAUAAUUUAGACGACUUGGUCAAAAUAUCCGGCAAGAUCCAGGCGAAUCAUGAACUACAAGAAGAAGCUGCACAAAUGGCCAUGGAAGACAGCCGGCAAGAGCCGAAUACCAAAGAGAAUCCCAUCAGAAGUACGACAACACCUCAGUCCCAUAAGAUAUCCACGGCGCCAACUGAUGGCAAGGUGGAUGACAAGAUCUUCCAAGCGACUGUCUUGCACGGGCAGCCCUCGGCUCAUCAAAACAGCGAGGACUUUGACAUAAAUUCUGGAGAUGAAUCUGGAGAGAGCUCAGAUUCAUCUUCACACUCCAAUGCUGCAUCAGGAAGUGUAGAUUCAAGUGACCUAUCAUCGAGCGACUACAGCUCGUCGGACGAGUAUAGUGAUUCAGACGAGGAUCAUGAAUUGCAAACUCGGAUAGCAACAGCAAGAACUGCCCGCCUGUUGCGAUUUGAGGUUGAAAAAAACAAACGCUCAAAGGAUCGACUCCGUUGUCCAAUCAUAUGCAUCAUGGGACAUGUCGACACCGGCAAGACAAAAAUUCUGGAUAAUAUUCGAAGAACAAAUGUGCAGGAUGCGGAAGCAGGUGGUAUCACACAGCAGAUCGGAGCUACGUUUGUCCCUGACAAUUCAUUGAAGGAUCGCACUUAUGCACUGAACAAGGGGAAACUUGACAUCAAAGUUCCAGGUAUUCUUGUAAUCGACACCCCUGGCCAUGAAUCUUUCACGAACCUUCGAAACCGCGGGUCAUCUUUGUGCGAUAUGGCUAUUCUUGUUGUGGACAUCAUGCAUGGGUUGGAACCUCAGACCUUGGAAUCGUUAAAUAUGCUGCGAAUGCGAAAGACGCCAUUUAUCAUAGCACUGAACAAGAUUGACCGUAUGUACGACUGGAAAGCGCAAACAAAUGCUGCCGCAAGGGACAGUCUUGCAGAUCAGAAGCAGCACUCGAGGUCCGAAUUUGAGGAUCGCGCCCGGAAAAUUAUGCUGGAGUUUGCCAAAGAAGGUCUCAAUGCAGCGUUGUACUGGGAGAACCCCGAUGUGCGGACUUUUAUCAAUGUUGUGCCCACCUCUGCCAUUACAGGAGAGGGAAUUCCGGAUUUGCUCCAUACUCUUGUCUCUCUCACACAGACACGUCUGAAUGUCCAGCUUCAAUUUUUCAACGCUGUGCAAUGCACUGUGCUUGAAGUUAAAAUGAUAGAGGGGUUGGGAACAACCAUGGACGUCAUCCUCAUCAACGGUACGUUGAAUGAGGGCCAGACCAUAGUAGUAGCCGGUUUAGAAGGGGCGAUCGUGACAACCGUGCGCGCGUUGCUGACCCCCCAACCGUUGAGGGAGAUCCGCGUCAAGGCGAAUUAUCAACAUCACAAAGAGAUAUCUGCAGCGAUGGGAAUCAAAAUAGUGGCACAAGGCUUAGAAAAAGCAGUUGCCGGGACAUCUUUGCUUGUUCAGAAUCCUGAAGAUGACCUAGAUGAACUCAAAGAAGAAGUUCUAAGCGAUAUGAAGAAUGUACUCGCUCGUGUGGAUAAAUCAGGCGAGGGGGUCUACGUGCAAGCCUCUACACUGGGUUCUUUGGAGGCACUUCUCGAGUUUCUCAAAUCACCAGCAGUGAACAUUCCUGUCGCUGGGAUCGCCAUCGGCCCUGUGAACAAGCGUGACGUAAUGGGUGCAUCCGUCAUGCACGAACGGAAGUGUCCAGAAUUUGCAACGAUUCUCGCCUUCGAUGUUAAGGUGACAGAAGAGGCGUUCAAGAUGGCGGCCGAGCUAAAUGUCAAAGUCAUGACGGCGGACAUCAUUUACCACCUCUUUGAUCAGUUCACGGCUUUCUUGGAGGAAAUAAAGCAGAAGAAGAGAGAGGAGGCUGCUGAGCGCGUGUCAUUCCCUUGUGUUCUCAAGAUCAUGCCGAACUGCAUCUUCAAUAAGCGAGACCCUAUUGUCGUGGGUGUCGAUGUACUCAAGGGUAUUGCUCGCGUUGGCACACAGCUUUGCAUUCCAUCUCAAGGAUUCAUUGAUAUUGGAAAAAUUGCGUCAAUGGAACACAAUCACAAACAGGUCGAAAAAGCCCUUCCGGGUCAGAGUGUUGCUAUGAAAAUUCAGGCAGUAUCAAGCGCAGAGUCAAGCCGAUUAUAUGGAAGGCAUUUCGACCACAAAGACGAGCUCGUCAGCCGCAUUACACGCGAAUCAAUCGACAUGCUGAAAGAUAACUUCCGAGACGAGCUCACAAAAGAUGAUUGGCGACUUGUUGUUGAACUGAAGAAAAAAUUCGAGAUCUUUUAUGGCGAGCCAAUGUGA
Micromonas commoda is the source of this 4578-nucleotide messenger RNA. RefSeq names its product translation initiation factor. Lineage: Eukaryota; Viridiplantae; Chlorophyta; Mamiellophyceae; Mamiellales; Mamiellaceae. Gene Ontology annotation, molecular function: GTP binding; translation initiation factor activity; GTPase activity. The transcript has a single exon. The coding region runs from base 1 to 4578 and encodes 1525 amino acids. The record is from RefSeq and is a predicted model, not a curated record.